CGUAAAGUACGAGUGAGCGUGUCCACGUAUUGCAUUGCCCAUUGGCGGCCCAUACUUCCUCGUGCCGGCAGCCAAGCGUCCUCUUCCCUCCUCCCAUCGUCUGUCAACUUUCGUGGUCCCUGCCUGCAUCUUCUUUUGCUGCUGGCAUCACGGGCUGCGUCUCCCUGUUGCAUCUACACCAAUUCGUCAAGAUGGCCGCCGGCAGUGCGCGCAUCGUGCGAUACAUUCUCCUCUCAGUCUUUGUCUUGGCUGUGUUCUACUACGUCUCCCACUCGUCCUACGACGGCCCGGCCCUCAACACCGAUUCCUUUACCAAAGGCACCGGCUUUGGAACCCAUGGAACCCCUGGAGGUCUGACGGGUAGUGGUAGCGGUGCUGCCGGCUCCGGCAGCAAUGCCGCCGCUGGUUCGGGCUCCUCUGGCAGCAGCUCGUCCAGCUCUUCUGGCUCCGGCCUCACGAACCAGCACAGCGGCCUCGAUGCGCCCAUGGCCAUGACCCCUGCCGAUGCUGGUUGGAACGACCUCACAGGCCCUGCCCCGGGUCCUCGCAUGAAUGCCACCUUCGUCACUCUCGCUCGCAACAGCGACGUUUGGGAGAUUGCCAAGUCGAUUCGCCACGUCGAGGACCGCUUCAACCGCCGCUACGGCUACGACUGGGUGUUCCUCAACGACAAGCCCUUUGACGCCACCUUCAAGAAAGUCACUUCGUCCCUGGUCUCUGGAAAGACCUUCUACGGCGAGAUCCCCAAGGAGCACUGGUCCUUUCCCGAAUGGAUUGACCAGGACAAGGCAAGAAAGGUCCGCGAGGAUAUGGCCCAGCGCAAGAUCAUCUACGGCGAUUCUGUGAGCUACCGCCACAUGUGCCGCUUCGAGUCCGGCUUCUUCUUCCGCCAGCCUCUGAUGAUGAACUACGAGUACUACUGGCGUGUCGAGCCCAGCAUUGAGCUUUACUGCGACAUCCACUACGACCCCUUCCGCUACAUGAAGGAGAACAACAAGAAGUACAGCUUCGUCCUCAGUCUGUACGAGUACGUUGAGACCAUCCCCACUCUCUGGGACAGCACCAAGAAGUUCAUGAAGAACCACCCCGAGCACAUUGCCAAGGAUAACUCGAUGGCCUUCCUCAGUGAUGACGGUGGUGACACUUACAACCACUGCCAUUUCUGGUCGAACUUCGAGGUCGGCAGUCUCGAGUGGCUCCGGUCCGAUGCCUACAUCGACUUCUUCGAGUCUCUGGACAAGGACGGUGGCUUCUUUUAUGAGCGUUGGGGUGAUGCCCCUGUCCACUCGAUUGGCGCUGGAAUCCUGCUGCCCAAGGAAGAGAUCCACUUCUUCAACGACAUUGCAUACUACCACGUCCCCUUUACCCACUGCCCGACUGGCGAGCAGAAGCGUAUCGACCUCCGCUGCCACUGCAACCCUAAGGAGAACUUUGACUGGAAGGGCUAUUCUUGCACUUCUCGGUACUUCGACCUGAACGGCUUGGAGAAGCCUGAAGGUUACGAGGCCCAGCAAGACUAAAUGACUGGGAAAACAGUUGGAUGUACUGAUACGGUGUUCACGGUUCAUUGGAAGCGCCGGAUGGGGUCAACCCGUGAUUUUGUCAUGCCAUGUCAACCUGCAAAUCCGGCACGCUCGACCUUCCGAGCACGGCCAAACAGAAAAGAACGAGUUGGAAGACAUGAGGAGUCUUCUAGUAGGGACGGCGUCACAACGGUCAAUUAUGUCAUUUUUGAGCAUUUGGGCUGAUCUUUUUGGACGGCACGGAUCGGAUCGGAGCGGCGGGCGGGCGUACCAAGCAAGCCAGGAAGAUGGCAAAUAUAGAAUGAAACCCACCAGG
Molecule: messenger RNA, 1839 nt
Organism: Microdochium trichocladiopsis
Lineage: Eukaryota; Fungi; Ascomycota; Sordariomycetes; Xylariales; Microdochiaceae
Product: glycolipid 2-alpha-mannosyltransferase
Exons: 3
Coding region: 192-1520 (442 amino acids)
Biological process (GO): protein O-linked glycosylation; protein N-linked glycosylation; cell wall mannoprotein biosynthetic process
Cellular component (GO): membrane; Golgi apparatus
Molecular function (GO): alpha-1,2-mannosyltransferase activity
Source: RefSeq, a predicted model, not a curated record